AAACGUCACACAUAGUUAUCGAUAUUUUGUUCUGACAGUACACUAUGAGUACACAUAAGGUAAUUUUCUACUAUAUUUUUCGGUCGGCUAUUGGCGAUGCUUCCGCGAGGAAUAUGUCAUCUUCUGCUGACAUACUCUUUUUUUAUUAAUAUAUAUAUGAACUUCAAAAUUUCCAACGUUUCUCAAAACAACUUUUUUUAUGAAAUAUUGAUAAUUUUAACGCGUUUUUCUUGAAAUUUGAGUGUUUUCAAUGCAAGGAAGGCGUAAUAAUAUAAAUGUAUAGGUAUAGAACAGGUAUGGUAUUACGAAUAUAUAGACUGCUGUUUGUAUCAAAUUGUUUUCUUUUUUAUAUUCUGCAAAGAUAAAAACUAUCGAAUUUUUCCAUGAUGUUUACAGAGAAACGUCACAGCUGCCAACCUCCCCACCCCCAAACGAACAUAUGACGUUUCUCGUGGAAAAAAUCGAUAUGUGAGGCUUCCCUUAAUCAAACGUUCGGGAGUAGUCGAAAACAUUUCGAGGUUGGUAAAUUGUGUUACUGUAGUCUGUAUGCCAAGGGGAUUACGUUUGUAGCCAAUUUUUAAGUUUCUUUAAUUUAUAAAAUAAUAAUAAAAAACCACGAAAAUAAUAGCAGAAAAUAAUUAUAGCAGACGCAAUGUAUACAAGCUGUUUUUGUUCUUCAAUGCGCCAUUGCUAAAACUAAUUAUUGGAGUAUUUUUUAAACUUAAUUCUUAAAUAAUAUCAAUGACAGUGUUCCUUUGUAAUUUCCACACCUGUUUUGUUUAACAGAAAAUUAACGCAAAGAAGUACCGUUUUUAGAUAUUUCUAGAAGCUUACUAAUUUAGUUUUGAUUAUGGAGAAAAGUUGUCCAUUUGUUGUCGUUGGUGGAAUUUCUUGUGGUGAAAGUCGUGGAUUACAGGAAAUUAGUUGCUUAUUUGAUUUUAAGGAAGAUAUGAGUGUUCAACUAUAGGACUGUCAUCUUUCUAAAUCGAACUUGAGAGAGAACGAGUUAAUUGCUAUUCGCGCGGGAAUGUUCAAUCUUACCGAAGACCAGUUUAAGAUGAUAUUUAUUUGUCCGUCCCACCAUCAUAAUUUGGGACGAUUUUGGAGGCCGCUAAGACCGUGCCUGCAGUAUUCCCUCCAUUCGAGUCCUGUUCGUAAGUGUACAGGAAGAGAUGUUUUCAAUGUGUCAUUAUCAAAAACAGUUUUUACUCUUUUAUGGGAAAUUAAGUCAAAUAUAGGAUCUCGUAAGUAUUACGCUACUUUUACUUCUUCAAGUGUUGUAAUUAGUACUUUAAUGACGCAGGGGAAACUGGAGAUAACUAUCGUAAGUUUACGUGUUCUUCAUGAAGGAGAAUGCGUAAGUUUACGUGUUCUUCAUUUUGAGGCGAAACGGCACAAAGAAAAAUACUUGUGGAAAACUUGUGGAAAAUGCUUGCUGAGAUCGACGUAUGCCAUCCUAUAUACCACGACGCGUAUGAUUUAUGUGACAUGUACAAACAGAAGAGCCUAUCUGUUUUUAAAAUAACGAUGCUGAAAGAAAUUUGUGCGCACCUUGAACUUCAGUUCAAAUCAAAGGAUAAAAUACAGACUCUCAUAGAUAAAAUAUCAUCCAUGAUUGGGCAAUGCACAUGUUUCCAAAUAAAUAACUAAAUUGUGCAGGUGCGGACAAAUACUCCCAGACUAACUUGCACAUGUCGAGAGAUGUCAUUGUUCUUGGUCCGCGAGCGUGUGGAGCCUGGAACAGUAUCGUUAACCCAAAUCAAGUACCAAAAACGCUGCAUACAAACUACGAUAUUCUGUAAUUUUUAUUGCUAUAAUUUAUACUACUUAGUACUAUUAUGAGACAAAUCAAAUUUUGCCGAAAAAUACCAAUUGAAGUUGAAAGUUAUUCACAGAAUGGCGAUUAGCUGCAAACUACUGUAAAAUUAUUAUUAUUAUAUUGCUGUAUAGAUUAAAGUAAAGAUAAAGGACAGAUCUCAGUAUACGUCGCAGCCGUAGUCAAUGUCAAUGCAACUAAGAUCGUUUUAUACGAUGAAUUGAAUCGUUUGCAUGAAAGGACAAAAAUUCUGCCAAAUGGGCGAUGCGGAAAACUUUUAACAGAAUAUAAUAACAAGUUCAUGGAUUUAUUAAUUCGAUGCGAUGUUACGGCAACACACAUUUUCGACAUUGGCAUUGUACACCUCAGGGCCGUAGGAACCGGGGGGGGGGGGGCUGCAGCCCGCCCCCCCUCCAAUAAUUUCCUAAUAAUCAUUCUUUUUUCAAAAUCAUGCAGACCUUUAUCAUUUAAUCCAUGACUGCAAAGAAUGAAGAUAUUACCCAUAUUUUCCUGCAACUUAUCCAAUAUAUAGUUAAUUAAAUACGCAUUCGGCCAUUUAGUACUACUAAAUUGUAAAUUUCGACAUACUAAAACGCUGUUUUCUGACAAUCAGAAUUCUGUCAAAUCUUCCCCAAAGUCCAGGAAAUGGUAUUUCAGAGACUCUAAAUUUAAAAAUUUCCUCGGGCUUUCGACCCCGCUUUCAGCCCCCCCCCCCCAAUCGAAAAGAGCUUCCUACGGCCCUGUACCUGUCGGGUCAUAAGGGAUACAACGUCCUAGACGAAUUUAUUUCUUCUGAUCGUUUUGGACCUCAAAGAUCCGUCGCAUUUCAUCGAUCGAAUUAAACUUUUCUGAGUUAAAUACAAUGAUUGUGCAAUAUAUUAGUCGCUAUAAAAACUCCGAGAGCAACCUUGAACGUGUUUCCGGUUAUCACAAAGGUAAACAAUAUAGCUAUUUAUAGCAAAAAUUUAUGAAUUUUGCACUCCUUCAUAUUCCUUUUGCCGACAAGGUUUAUUGCGAAUAACAUAACUUUAAGUAUUCUACUUUAACCCUAAAAGCGUUUUAGACACCAGGUAGGUUGCACUUUUGAGAAUUUUUAGUUUGAAUUUUAUACCUAAUCAUUAGUUUUUGGCGAACGAAAAUUCCGACUUCCUCGGAUGGAGACUAGUUGGCUUAAAAUAAGAUGUACAUUCAAAUUCUCUCAACAUUCUAAAAGAAGAAGAAUAUGUCUCAAUACGCUGAAAAAAGUUUUUAAUUUGACGCGAAUCUUCCCGAGUUAUGAUGCACAAUUUAACACAUAUUUGACCGCCGUUUUCGGGGUCAAAUUUCAGUGUCGCUGACGUCCAGACAAAAAUUCGUCAUAACUCAAAAAAAAAGAAAAAUUUAGAAAUUCUAAUAUUAGUUUAAUACCUUUUAGGACAAAGGUAGUUCAUGGUAAAAAUAUAAAGGAAAUCUAAUUUUUAACCUGAAACUCUCUGCAUGGUUCUUAGUGAGACAGCCACUUAACACCGUUCCCGAAAGUCUUUUCGUCGUUCACGGUUCAUAAGUCGAUGACCAAGGCGAAUUUUUUAUCCUUGUAAAAUUUAAUCAGGGAUUGCUGACUGUUUGCAUCGGUACCAAAAAGCCGUUUGGCUUCUUCGUACAUUCGUGUUUUCGUCAUCUCAUUUUAAUACUGACACUAGGUUGUUACUCAAGUUUCAUGCCCAUUGGCAAUCUUCAGACAACUAAAAGUUCUAAAAAUGUCUAUAAUCAGGGCCCCAUAUAUUCUAAAAAUAUCCAUAACACCCUGCCCCACAUAUUGGGGAGGGGGUCAUAUACAGUAUACAGUAUAUUGACCGCAAGUCUGUCUAUACUAUUAGGCAAUGCCAUGCAUGGAUAUAUGGACUUUUAUGGGUAAAUAUUAAUACAUGUUCAGGAAUCAGGCCUAACCUUCAGCGGCUGCAUAGCAUGCCUCUGUUGGCCUCUGGCGGUAAUUCUGUCAGGUACAGCUCUCUAACCAAUUGAACCACAGAGUCCAUGAACUUGAACAAUGAAAUGAGUCUGGCUAAUAAUACUGUGAGCCACUCUGCAUCUGGACUCAGAGAUACAUGAGCAUGCAGUUAAUGCUUGGCAACUGAUCUCUGUAGCUUAGUUAAAGCACUGCACCGGAUUCAUGCAGGUUAAUUGAUUCCUGUCAAAGCAAUUCAGAUUCCCAACAAUUUGGUAAUGAAUUCGGGCUGGCUUCUUCACUGUAUCAAAGGGUCAAUAGUUGUAUUUUUUAUAACAUGUCUCUAAAAAGUCUAAAAGUUUAUAAAAUUUAUGUUCCAAAUUUCCAUCUAUUAUUAUUAUUAUUAUUUAACAAUAUUUCUGUUGGAAGCUUCACUCAUUAAAUGUGGACAAAAACCUUUGUCAAGUGAGAUGACCAAAAUCCUUAAUGUAUUAUUAAUAUGCACGAAUUGCAGCUAAUGCUGAGGAACUUGGUUGGCAAUGCCACGGCCGUGGGUUCAAUUGCUACCAGAGGACCUUGUGCUGCAUUUUUCGCAGUCGUUCCUGGUCAGGUCUUAAAAUGUAUAUAUAUAUACUCACUUGGAUUACAAACCCUAAGAACAGCAUUCAAAUAUUAAUACCACCAAGUGAAGUGCAAGAAACCAGAUCAUUGAAGUCCACCUUAUCUCAACGCACACACCCGAUCACCUAUAUAUAUAUAUAUAUAUACAUGAACUUACGGUUAUAGCUCAACAACUGCAUCCUCUGUAGGUCAGUUGGUUAGAGCGCUGCACCGGAAUCGCAGGGCCGUGGGUUCAAUUCCUACCAGAGGACCUUGUGCUGCAUUUUUUGCAGUCGUUCCUGGUCAGGUCUUAAAAUGUAUAUAUAUACUCACUUGGAUUACAAACCCUAAGAACAGCAUUCAAAUAUUAAUACCACCAAGUGAAGUGCAAGAAACCAGAUCAUAUAUUGAAGUCUACCUUAGAUAUUUGCCUUUUUAGACUACUUCAUACUUUACCUAUCACCUGCAUGCAGCUUAGACUCGGUAACUCAUUCAUUAGGUAUAUAUGUUUAUAUCAUAGGACUGGUCUUAUAUUCACAAAAUGGUGUACUAAUAAAAAACUAAUUUAAACUAAUUAUAAACUGAAUAUAUAGUGAGGUUAUAGAGUAUUCCUCGCCUGAUUUUUUACGGCCAAUGUUUAGAAAUACUAUGCCUUAAUACCUCAAUAAAAUAGACCUUAAUAAAAUAUACUUUAAUAAAAUAUAUGCAAAUAACUAAAAUAUAUAUCUUUAUCAAGCAGCAAUAGAAUCCAUGUGUAGACUUCACAUUUGAUCAAACGUGACGGCGCUAUAUACUGUAUUAUAGCAUCAGUUUUUUAUGGUGAUAAGUCAUGCUUGUAUUGUAAAAACAAAUGAUUGGUAUCGCGCGGUAUAUUCAUUUGUUGCUUAAAGUGGUCGCUGCCACCAAAGUCGCAUACCAAAUCUUUAAACGUGUAGUUAUAUAAUUAUUAUUAGGCAACUGUUCUUUUGAAGCCGCCGAUUUUAGUCAAAUACAGGCUUCUCGUUUGCUGCGCUCACUCUUGAGAUAUCAUGUUCAACAGUCGAAACAAAUCUGGUAUUUCCGAGCAUCCAUGAGAUUAUUCUCUAUGUUAUAUAGGCAUGGAUAAGAAUGCUAUGUGGAUACACAUAAUGGUAUAAAUAAUGCAAAAACUGAUGUUAAAAUCGACAUACCGUAUAUUGUUCCAUUUGAUUUCGACAAACAGGAAUGUAGGGACAAAUAUUUGAAACACCAAACCCUCUGCCUGUUAUGCGGUUUGUAGAAAACCUGGCGUACAAAACAUUUUAUAUUUGAUGUGUAUUCAAGGUUGACAUUGAAUGAUAUCCUCUCAUAUUUUUAUUAAUUUAAGUUCCUUUUACAACGUUUAUAGAUCUUUCAAAGCUUCCAAAUCAUGAGGCGCACAAGGAAAAUAUACAAGAUUCAAAGUCCAACGGUUUUCACGAAAUUUGAUUCUUGGCGACGCCAAUACACGCAGUGAUUUGAUUGGCGCACUACACGGUUAAACGCUUUCAGUGAUUGAUUGAGAUUUUAGAGAUUUAUUCAGGAACUGCACUAUUUACAAAACAAAGAAAAUGUAUACAAAAUUUUACAAAUAAUUAUGUUUUGAAUGAAUAAUUUCAAGUUAAUUUGAUAAAGUGAAGGUGCGUAGUGAUCAAAGGAGCAUAAACUGUCGAGUUGAUCACUACCUACGUUCGAUCAUAUAGAUUAUUUUAUAUGUUGAGCUUAAAUAAAGAAACUCAGAUACAUAUGUACACAUAUACACAUACAUAUACACAUAUAUAAUAUACAUACACAUAUAGACUCAAGUCUCAAUAACAUUUUUCAUUGAUUUUUUAGAAGGGCAGCUUUAUAUCUUUUCUUAAAGAUUUCAAAUGAAGGCGAAUUUUUUAUUUUCAAUUUAAUAGACUCCCAUAUUUUUGAUGCAACAAAUUGAAAAGUGUGCUUUCCAUAAUUUGUCUUGACCUUUGGCCUUACAAAAUUUAAUUUUGAAGCAAAUCUUGUAUUAUAACUGUGUUGUUGGUAUGCUGGUCUCACAAACUCUAAGAAGAUAGACGGAAUAUUUGAUCUUCCAUUAACUAUUUUAUAACUAAACUCUGCAAUUUUUAGCUUAAAUAUGUUUUCAAAUUUAAGUAUUUCCAUGAGGUUAUAAUACGGAGUAGCACUUUCCCUGCUAUAUGCAAAGAACAUAUUCCUUAGACACUUAUUUUGUUUGGUACUAAUUUUCGUUAAACUAGACUUGUAUGUAUUUCCCCAACUCAUUACUCCAUAAUUUAAAUAAGGAUAAAUAAGUGUGUAAUAUAAUUGCUUUAUCAUUUUUAAGUCUAAAUAGUGUCGAAGUUUAUUUAUAAUUCCAAUAUUUUUAGCUAUUUUAUUAUAGACAUAUUUUAUUUGUUGUUUCCAAUUGAUAUGUUCAUCCAGAGAAACCCCAAGUACUUAAUAAAACCUUUUUGUUCAAUAUUAUCAAUUUUUAUGCUGUUUAGUUUCUUUCUCGUUGAAGAUAUUACCAUAUAAUGAGUCUUCUGAAAAUUUAUAGAUAAUUUAUUUAUUGCACAAUAGUUACGUAUUAACUUAAAUUGUUCAUUCAUUGUACUUUCCAAGUUCAACAAAUUUUUACAGGAAUAAAAGGCGUUAGUAUCAUGAGCAAAUGUACGUGUCGUGAAAUAGCGACAGACGCCAAAACACUAAUGAUUUUAAUAUAAUCAUAUAGAUAUUGAAUUACGCGCUUGUCUUUGGAUAACACAGAUCUAGAACAUGUCAAUGUACAAAUAUUAGUAAUCACUCAUACUCGAACGUGAUUGGUUAGAAUAAUUUGCUUAGGGGUAAAAUUACAUUCGUGCUUUGGACACAUUAUUAUUGUAUUUUUAUGUUUGUAUAUAGUCUUGAACUGGCUCGCGUUAUGGGAGUUACAAAUUGUAAUUAAGUAAAUAUAUCAUUGAAACUAUUGCGUGAAUCGUCCAUUAUUAUUCAGAACUUAUUCAUUGAAAGAACCUCCGCUUACGGUUCUCGAUUGUCGUUGAGACGCCAAUACACAACGCAAGUUAAUAAUACGCACAAACGAGAGACGAUCAAGACAUUGGUGCCGUGACCAGGAUGGACGAUCUUAAACGCGCAAAGAUAACUCGACGCGCUCAACGAGCCCAAACAACAAAGACGUGGAAUAAAGCAGAAACGUUAAUGAAUGACGAGAUCAACGAAACCAACAUUCAACGACUACAAGUUGUGCUACAGACAUUCGACACGAAAAUCGAACAAUUGAAAAAGCUCGACGAGAAUAUAUCGUGUAAAAUCGAGACCGAGAAAGAACUGGAAAGCGAGAUCGUGGAAGCAGACGACUAUCUAAGUGAGCUAAUGGAUAAAAGGUACCGAAUACAAUUUUUUAUAAGUGCUAAACAAGCCACUACGGCAAGUCCUAACAACACGCUGUCUGCGGCGCAAAACUAUAAUCAAGGAGAACAAUUGGCCUCUCAAGGUCACACUUACUCGCCGCAAUUGAACAAUUCGAGUGCGCAUAGAUUACCUAAGUUAGCCCUGCCGAUAUUCAAUGGAAAUCCACUAAAAUGGCAAACGUUUUGGGACUCGUACAAAGCUGCAGUUCAUGAUAAUAAAUCUCUAUGUGACAUACAAAGAUUCAAUUAUUUAAAAGCGCAUCUGGCGGAAGAAGCGGCUAGAUCAAUCGAGGGUUUACCACUAACAGACACAAACUACGCACAGUCAGUCAAGAUACUAGAAGAAAGAUUUGGUCAACCACAUAAAAUCACAAACGCACACAUGCAAGCAUUGUUAGACCUCCCUAAUCCACCUGAGUCCGUAACUAGUUUACGUGGGUUUCACGACCGCAUGGAAAAUCACGUCCGAAGCCUUGAAGCUUUGGGGAAAACACAAGACUCCUACGGUGAUCUCCUAGUGCCCGUUAUCUUGAGCAAGCUUCCGACCACUGUAAAACACAAUCUUAUUCGAGAACAUGGAACCACGGACUUGAGUUUAGAACAAUUGCGCAAAGAUAUUUCGAAGGAAAUCCUUAUACUCGAGGCAGGUGAAGAGACAAAUAAACUUAACAAUUUAAGUCAGUCACCUGAUACCCUCCCUUCCAUCUCCAGUUUAUUAACGAACACUAGCAGAUACAAAAACCUUGGGGGAAAUUUCAGUAACUCAAAGUUUAAAACACCACCUAACCCCUCCAAACCGAAGGCGUGUACUUUCUGUAAUGGAUCUCACAAACCGAACGACUGUACGGUAGUAAGUGAUCCUGCUGCACGAAAACAAAUUGCGUUUCAGGCGAACUUGUGUUUCAACUGCCUUAAUAACCAUCGCGUGUCACAGUGCAAAUCCAAAAACCGCUGCAGACAAUGUCACCAGAAACACCAUACAAGCCUUUGUGUAGGGAAUAAAGAGCGCCCAGAACAACAAAAACCUGAUCCAAACGCGCGUCAAAACAUCAAAGACAAGGACAGAAACGUGCAAUGUAUGUGUACCAACGGCGGCGACGUAGCUCAAACAACCAACACAAGCGAACAAACAUCUGGUAACAACACCUCAUCAGCAUCCGUUACGAACCUUCAUACCAACCUAUCCGACAACAAGUACUCCCACCGAUGUACCUUACUGAAAACAGCAAUAGCCACCGUACAAUCCCGAAACAGAGCCGCAACCGCACACAUCCUGUUCGAUGAAGGUGCCCAACGUUCUUUCAUAACCGAAGAAUUAGCAAACAGUCUCAACCUCGUGCCAGAAAGGACAGAACUUUUACACCUAUCAGUCUUCGGUGGCGCCCAGACAUCAGUGAAAAGAGUCGAUAUCGCAACCGUACAUCUACAAACAGACACUGGUGGAAUUAUCCCAAUCCAAGUAGUAAUCAUCCCAGUGAUUGCUAUACCACAAAAGAACCAUAUGACCACUGACAUAUAAAAUCUACCUUACCUCAAGAACCUCAAGCUAGCUCAUCCCGUCACCAGCGAUGACCAAUUCGAGAUCUCUCUCCUCAUUGGUGCAGACCACUAUUGGGACGUGGUAGAAGACAAGAUUGUUCGGGGAUCUGGACCUACUGCCGCCAAAUCAAAGAUUGGCUACCUACUGUCUGGACCAACUGCCAUUCCCUACCCACCAUCAGAACUCACCGCUACAGUCCUCAAGGCCAUCGUUGCGACAGAACGGGAAGAAGAAAUGUUAGAACGGUUCUGGAACUUGGAAUCCAUAGGCAUUUUACCUGAUGAAACCGAGAAAAAAGAAAGAGAGUUCGUUGAAGACUACCAAAAUUCCUAAAUUCACCUUGAAAAUGGACACUAUAAGGCUAAGUUGCCUUCGAAACCUAAUCACCCACCACUCCCUACAAAUGAAGCAAUAGCAAAAGGACGAACCCGCUCCACAGUACGACGGCUUGCCACAGACCCCGAAAAGCUGAAAGCAUACAACCAAAUCAUCACUGAACAACAACAACGUGGAUUUAUCGAGAAAAUCCCCGAUUCCGAAAAGUUCCGAAGCAGAUGUCACUACCUUCCACACCAUGCUAUCUUGAAAGACUCCUCCACCACUCCACUCCGUGUCGUCUUUGACUGCAGCUGCAAGACAAACGAUAGUCAACCAAGCUUGAAUGAUUGUUUAGCUACUGGUCGUCCACUCUUAAACGACCUCACCGCGAUCCUCAUUCGAUUCCGCUGCUAUCGGUAUGCCUUGACUGCUGAUAUCGAGAAGGCAUUUCUCCACAUAAUUCUGGACGAGGAAGAUCGGGAUGCCACACGAUUUUUCUGGAUAUCGGACCCAAAGGACCCGGAAAGUCCAUUUGACGUCUAUCGUUUUAAGUCCAUCCUAUUUGGUGCUUCGUGUUCACCGUUUAUCCUAAAUGCGACCCUCAAGAAACAUCUCGACAGUAUUCACAACCCAGUCGCUGAGAAAAUGAAGACCGAUAUUUAUAAUGAUUUAUAUUGACAACGCAGUGAAACCAUUGGAAACAAAAACACGCUCGAAGGCGUUCAGAAGUCGACAUCAUUGUCGAACGAUGACAAAGACAAAGACAAAAACAAGGCAGAAAACCAAACUGUAGCGGUCAACUUCCCGACCGAAGUGCCCUAGCUGAAAAUGAUCUGAAAUUUACUAAUUCUGUAUGUUGUUGUCGUGAAGUCGUGUCACAACUCAAGCGUAUCGAAGGUGAUAUACAGCAACUUAAAAACCGAACUGAUUCUUAUAAAGGAAAAGAAAAUUCACGGCCAUGUAAAUUUAACACAUGUGAAAGCGAAAAGGCUAAUCUGAGAAAUAACUUGGAAGAAGCAAACAACAUAAUAAAAGAUCUGAGAGCGAAAGUUGAAUAUUUAGAGCACGAGAAGGUCAAUCUCGCUACGGCCUUGGCUCUUCAACAAAGGACUAUCAAGCUUGUUUGAAUAACUUAAACCAACCGAAUAACAUCACAGCUGAAAUGUCUAAUAAUUUCGAAACCGUGCAGAAAACUAAAAGCAGCGAUCGAAAGCAGCAAGCAGAUAUAAUUCCAUCAAGUUCCCACAUGCUCAAUAUAGAAAACCGGUUUCAAACCCUGAGCGAUACCUUGGAUAAUGAGUCACAAACAGAGUCUACUGUUCCGCACAAUCUUUCCAAGCGUUAUGAAACAAAGCCUGUAAACAACCAAGAAGAAUCUACGGGUGAGCAUCAAAACAAGCAACAAAAUCUUAAAACGCGUGAAAUCGAUUCGGAUAUCAUUGUUAUUGGCGACUCAAUAAUUAAAAAUAUUCAACCAAGGAAGCUCAGUAGGAAGAAGGUACAUAAGUACACAUUCCCAGGAAAAACCGCCGAAGAAAUCGAAAAGGAGAUCAAUUUCGAUAGUCUAAAAGCAAUCCCAUCUCACGUAAUUGUACAUGCUGGAACAAACAACCUGCCUCUAGAAUCUGCUUCUGAAUGUGCUCAGAAAAUUGAGAAGCUUGCUGCGAAAGUAAAGUCACAAUUUCCCUACUCGAAAAUUGGUCUAUCAGGCCUAACGGCGCGGCGAGAUGUUGCUAUGUCUGAAAAGAUUGAUGAGGUUAAUAAGGAGCUUCAGCAUAUUUAUAUGCAACUGCAUGUCUCGUUUAUUGACAAUACGACUAUAGAUGACACAUGCCUAAAUGGCAGUAAGCUUCAUCUAAAUGCGAAGGGCUCGGCUAUUCUAGCAGUCCAUUUUAUCAAAUUUCUCAAGGGGGGCAGUGCAUCAACCUCUCCAAGUAAACGAAGGCAAAACUACGAGGAUUUUCAGCGAUCGGCAAUUCUGAAACUUGGAGAACUGUUAAAGAUAAUUGUCCCUCCAGACAAGGGCACCCGCACCCGCAGAAGGAAAUAAUAUCGGACUCAUUGAACUGUGAUAUCUUGAAAUCUCCUUGUGAGUCUCAUACUCGCAAGCUACAGUUCCUUUCAUCACUUUAUCAGUUCGAUCAGCUUAUUGAUGAACCCACAAGGAUUACUGGAACAUCAGCAACUCUAAUUGAUCUAAUUCUGACAAAUAAAGAGGAAAAUAUUUCAAAGUCUGUUGUCAUACACCUUGGACUUUCUGAUCACAGUAUGAUUUUCGCUAUUAGAAAACAUUGUAUUCCCAAAUCACGGGAAAAGGUUAAACAUAUUCGUAACUUUAAAAAUUUCAAUGCCAAUUAUUUUCUUACGGAUCUUUCACACAUGCCGUGGGAGAACAUUGCCCAACAUAACAAUUCUAAUGUAUGCUGGCAGGUAUGGAAAUCACUAUACCUCCAGGUCCUUGAUCGACACGCUCCCCUUAGACGUAUGAGAACUCGUGGAAAUUCUCUCCCUUGGAUUUCUUCAGACAUCAAGGGUAUAAUGAGAUCAAGAGACUUCCACAAAAUAAAAGCGGUUAGAUAUAAUUCUCAAAGUCAUUGGACACAAUAUAAGGAAUUACGAAACAAAGUUAAUGCUGAACUAAUUAAAGCUAAAAGAAACUAUUUCUGCAAUAAAAUAGAAGAUUGUGCUCAGUCCAAAGACAUAAAGCAAAGUUGGAAUUUAAUUAACCACCUCAUGGGUAAAAAUGUGAAAUCAAACACGAUAUCCCAACUUAAAACGGAUAAUUCUGUCAUUUCAUACGAUAAAUUGAAAUCUGAGGCUUUUAAUGAUUUCUUUAUCAAUAUCGGGACAAAACUUGCAGCUGAAAUUGAAGAUAAUUCCCUCAACACAAACUCUUUUGCUCGCGGAGAUUCUAGGCCUACUACCGACUCCAAUCUUUUUUUCAAAUUUUCUGAAAUUAACGAGGACGAAGUAAUAUAUCAAUUGCGUAGUCUCAAAAUUUCAAAAUCCACAGGAUUAGAUAACAUCCCUGCUAAAGCUCUUAAAAUAUCCGCGGACAUUGUUGGUCCGCCAUUAACUUGGAUAUUUAACCUUUCGAUCAAAAAAGGAGAAUAUGUGGAUGAAUGGAAAAAAGCCUGGGUUACACCCAUUUAUAAAUCUGAUGACAGGUUGAAAUGCGAGAAUUAUCGCCCUAUCUCGAUACUACCUAUUGUUAGUAAAAUACUUGAGAGAUGCGUUUUUAAUCAAAUUUAUAAAUUUCUUAAUGACAAUUCACUUCUUUCAAAACAUCAACAUGGUUUUCGGCCUAAACAUUCAACUCUCACCGCUCUAACUCAGGUGUGCGAUACUCUUUAUGAAAAUAUGGAUAAUGGUCAAUUGAGCGGCAUUGUUUUUCUUGACAUUCGUAAAGCCUUCGACUCAAUUGAUCAUAAUAUUCUGCUUCAUAAAUUAAAAGAUCAAUUCGGUAUAUCGGAUAUUGAGUUAAGAUGGUUUGAGUCUUACUUAAAUAAUAGGGAGCAAGUUUGUAUUGUUAAUAAUUCAAUGUUAUCGUCGAAACGGAUUGUUUCUGGGGUUCCGCAGGGAUCUAUUUUAGGUCCACUGUUAUUUUUACUCUAUAUCAAUGACCUCCCCGAAUGCCUUCAAAAAACUACUCCUUAUUUAUAUGCUGACGAUACCCAAAUUUGCUGCAGCUCUAACGGUUUGAUUGAACUAACCGAAAACCUUAAUCACGAUCUGAGUAGAAUCGGUGAUUGGCUUUCUAGAAAUAAAUUACAACACCACCCAACUAAGACCAAAAUAAUGUUCAUUGGCUCUAAACAUCAUAUUAAUUCCACAACUUUUGAUCAUCCAGUGAUGUUAAAUAACCAACGCAUCCCCAGAGUUCACUCUUUCACAUGUCUUGGUCUCGAUUUAGAUGAAAACCUUAACUGGAAUUCACAUAUUCAGGCGAUUUGCAAAAAGGUUGGAGCAGGCCUGGGUACUUUGAGACGUAUUAAACCCUUUGUUCCAAUAACCACCCUUCAAACAAUUUAUCGAGCUCUGAUUCAGCCGUAUUUUGAUUAUUGUUCUCCCAUUUGGGGCGUCUGUGAUCAAAAUUUGAAAAAUAAACUCCAAAAAUUUCAAAAUCGCGCAGCCCGAAUCAUUGUCGGUGCAAGUUAUGAGAUUAGAUCUGCUGAUGUUCUUCAAUCUCUUGCUUGGGACAAUUUAGAGACAAGACGACGUACAACCAAAGCAAUAUUAAUGUUUAAAGUCUUGAAGGAUUACGUAGGACCUACGUUGAAAGAAUCCUUGAUAAGACGCAAUCAUAUGCAAACAAAUUAUGAUCUUAGAAAUAGUCAUACAGAUUUGGCUCUUCCUAAGCCUAAAAGAGAAUUCCUAAAAAAGAGUUUUAAAUACAGUGGGGCUAAGCUAUGGAAUAGUCUCUCUAUCGAUACGAAACUGGCAGAAUCAAUGCACCUGUUCAAAAGCCAUUUAAAACUUAACUCUAAUACUAUAUAUAUUUGAAAUAAAUUGUAACUCCGUCUAACCAUAACAUCUGGGGUCACACCAAUUUGUAAAUAGUCUUCUUUUCCCUUAUAUCUUUUGUAAUUUUUAACAUUGUAGACGCCCCCCGUGGAAACCAACGCACCGUUGAUGGGGCUAGUGUCUUUAAAUAAAGUUUUAAUACAAUACAAUACAAUACAAUACAAUUGAUAACCUCGCCACUGGCUCUGACAGUGAGGAUGAAGCAUCUACGUUUCUUGAAAGAUCAAGGCUCAUAAUGUCACCUGUGGGCUUUAAUCUAAGAGCGUGGAAUUCUAACAACCCCACGGUUCGUGCAUCAGCCGCAGACCAAGGCCUUCAAGACAAAGAUCCAGAAACAAAGGUACUCGGGCUUCGAUGGAAUCCUAACACUGAUACACUCCAGUUUCAGCAACGGCAACUACCUAACGACGCCAACAAUAGCAUCACAAAAAGAGAAGUUCUCCGCGAAUCCUCCAAGAUUUACGACCCACUUGGCAUCCUAACUCCAGUAACCAUUCGAGCCAAGAUACUUAUACAAGAACUGUGGAAAGAAGGGUACAGUUGGGACGAAUCUUUACCACAAGAGCUCCACGAAAAAUGGUUGGCACUCUCUAAGGAUUUGCAAACUGCCACACAAACCGAAAUUCCUCGCCGUUACUUCCCCUCUUCAUCAACAUGGCCACCUAGCACUUCCUUCCACGUAUUUGUCGACGCCAGUGUUAAAGCAUAUGGAGCAGCUGCUUAUAUCACUUGUGGUUCCGAAACAUCAUUGGUUAUGGCCAAAUCCCGAGUUGCGCCUCUCAAGAAACUUACCUUACCACAGCUCGAGUUAAUGGCAGCUGUACUUGGUGCAAGACUGUCUUCAUACCUCCAAGCCCAUUUACAAGCGCCCGACGUUUACCUCUGGUCGGAUAGUCAAAUAGUCCUCCACUGGUUGUCCUCUAAGCAAGAAUUAAAGCGAUUCGUCCACAACCGCGUCACCGAAAUCCAGUCGUUCACAGAAACUGCCUCAUGGAACUAUUGUCCAACUGGGGAUAAUCCCGCUGACCUUCUAACCAGAGGAAUGCAGACUGGUGAACUAUCCACAUCCACUCUCUGGUCUCGUGGUCCUUCGUGGCUAAAUACAAAGAAGAACUGGCCCAGCUGGAAUUCCAAAUCUGUUCUCCUCCAGUGCACUGCAGCAGAACAACUCGAAGCCAUCUCCACCAUUACUAGUGAACCAACAAACAACCCAACUAACGUACCUGAACCUAAACAUGGAAUUGCCAAAAUUAUCAAUCUGUCUGCUUAUAGUAACCUCCAUAAGCUAGUACGAGUCACAGCGUGGGUUCUACGCUUCGUCGAUAACCUGAAGAAGAGAACUCAUUCUGGUCCAUUAUCUGUCACUGAACUAGAUUCUGCUCUAAUGUUUUGGAUUGUUGAUUGUCAAUCUGUUGUGUAUUCAAACGAACUUGUCAACCUACAGUCGAAGACAUCUAACCGAUUAUCAUUGGUCAGACAACUUCGCCUAUUUCUCGCCGAAGGCAUCAUCUGCUGUGGUGGAAGAAUACAUAAUGCGCCUCUUCAAGAAUCUGCUAAGCUCCCCAUUCUCCUCCCACGAAACCAUCACCUUACACAGUUGAUUGUGGAGGAUGCACACAGAGCAACCCUUCACUCUGGACAAAACUCUACCCUUACCCACCUCCGUCAAAGAUAUUGGAUACCUGCUGCCAUACAAUACAUUAAGAAGAUCAUCCGUCGUUGUGUAACGUGCCUCAAAACUACAGGCAAACCAUACACGAUACCAGACCCACCACCACUUCCAACAACUCGAACAAAUGAUUCACCCCCAUUCACCAUUACUGGGGUCGAUUUUACAGGCGAAAUCUACGUGAAAUCAACCAACGGUCGAUCGAAGGUGUAUAUCUGCCUGUUCACUUGUGCAAGUACUCGUGCCGUUCACCUUGAAGUCGUGACCGAACUAACAGUUCCGACCUUUAUUGAAGCUUUCCGUCGAUUUGCAAGCCGCAAGUCACUGCCAAAAGUCUUAAUAUCUGACAACGCCUCCACCUACCAGUCCGCUGCAGAAGAGUUGUUGAAGCUCCUGAAAUCCCCACUCCUCGAGACACAUCUUAGCAAUCGUGCCGUACAAUGGAGAUUCAUCCCCAAACGUGCUCCAUGGUACGGUGGAUUUUGGGAACGACUCAUCGGUCUGACGAAGAUUACCCUUAAAAGAGUCUUGGGAAGAGCCUCUGUUCAGCUGUCCGAACUUCAAACGAUUGUUGUGGAAAUUGAAGCAAUACUAAACGACCGUCCACUUACAUUCGUAUCCUCCAACAUCGAAGACGAACAACCCCUGACACCUUUCCAUCUACUCUAUGGUCGCAGAAUAACGGCAUUACCCCACCCACUGAUAGAAGAGGAGGAAUGGUCUGAUUCCACCUUCAACGAAGACCCCACACUUGUACAACACCUUGCGAAUAUUAGAGCUAACCUCAUUCAUCAUUUCUGGAAUCGUUGGCGACACGAGUAUUUAACGUCCCUUCGAGAAUUUCAUAAGGCAAGUGGAAAAAACGAGAUUACCACAAAAAUUGGUGACGUUGUACAAGUCCAUGAUGAUACGAAACGUAUCAACUGGAGAUUAGCUGUGGUUGAAAGUCUCAUCACUGGCAACGAUGGAUUGGUUCGAGCAGCCAACAUCAGAACCAGUACCGGCCGUAUUAACCGUCCAAUUGCCAUCUGUAUCCAUUAGAGGUUAGAGCUACAACCUCCUUUGGUAUUUGUCCCACAACUGACGAACCAAGUGACGAGAAAGAUCAACCAUCCGAGAACCCGCCACAGAGAGAGAAACGAUCAGCAGCAGUAGCAGCAAAGAAGAAAAUUAAAGGCUGGACAUCCUCAUUGUUGUGCCCCCCGGAGGAUGUCGUGAAAUAGCGACAGACGCUAAAACACUAAUGACUUUAAUAUAAUCAUAUAGAUAUUGAAUUACGCGCUUGUCUUUGGAUAACACAGAUCUAGAACAUGUCAAUGUACAAAUAUUAGUAAUCACUCAUACUCGAACUUGAUUGGUUAGAAUAAUUUGCUUAGGGGUAAAAUUACAUUCGUGCUUUGGACUACAGCAAUACAGAUCUUUUUCAAUACCUAUCAGAAUCACUGACACUACUGGAAAGUCUUUUUCCAGGCUGUGGCUAAUGACUUUAAUAUAAUCAUAUAGAUAUUGAAUUACGCGCUUGUCUUUGGAUAACACAGAUCAAGAACAUGUCAAUGUACAAAUAUUAGUAAUCACUCAUACUCGAACUUGAUUGGUUAGAAUAAUUUGCUUAGGGGUAAAAUUACAUUCGUGCUUUGGACUACAGCAAUACAGAUCUUUUUCAAUACCUAUCAGAAUCACUGACACUACUGGAAAGUCUUUUUCCAGGCUGUGGAAUUAUUAUUGCUGGUGAUUUUAACCACUUUGACACUAAAGAUCUUUGCCGAGAUUUUCAGUUAAAACAAUUGGUUGAUAAACCAACUCGUGGUGCCAAGAUUUUGGAUCUUAUACUUACAAACAUGCAUAAAUUUUACGAUGUACAACCAGCCAUGGUUUUCCCUCCUUUCGGAUUAUCAGACCAUAAUGUGAUAAUGGUUCAGCCCAAAGUUAAAACAUCAUCAGAAACCCCAAGUAGAAAGACAGUAAUAAAAAGAGACAUUCGUCAAUCACGCAAAAAAGAACUUGGUCGAUAUCUGAGUAACUUUGACUGGCAACUUAUCGAUUCCUCCGAACCGUGCGAUAAAAAUUGUGAUAUCUUAUGCUGCGCAAUAAUGACGGGUUAUGACAUCCUUAUGCCUGAGAAACACGUUAAAUUCCAUCGCAACGACAACCCAUGGAUAACCGAAAAAUUGAAACAGCUGAUCAAGUUUCGACAACGUGCGUUUUCAUCUAAUAACACAACUCUUUUCAAAUUCUACCGAAAUAAAGUGAAUAGAAUGAGAAAAUCUUGCCGGGCAGACUAUUUUGCUUCAAAAGUUGCUAAUCUGAAAAAGUCUAACCCCAAAUCUUGGUGGACAGAGGUUAAACGUAUCUCCGGUAUGAGACCUGUAUCUGGCAGUUUGCUUAACCAACUUCAUGUCGAAGAUACAGAACAUUUAACACACAAAGGUUUUGCAGAUUUAAUUAACAAAAGCCUAAUAGAACCAAUGAAUACUUAUGAUCCCUUAAAUGUCACAGAUUUUAACACCUUGUUUGAGGAGAUUCCUGAUUAUCCGUUAGAUGUAAACAUGAAUUUGACAAAUACUGCAUCGGUCUUGAAAAAACUGAAAAGCUUGAACCCGCAUAAAGCUCCGGGCCCUGAUGAUAUCCCCAAUUGGAUUCUUCGUGAUUAUGCCGAAAUCCUUGCUCCCUCUGUAUCGGACUUAUUGAAUUCGUCCUACAAGCAAAAAAGACUGCCCUCAUGCUGGAAACAAGCUAACAUUACACCUAUUCCGAAAGAGAAACCUGUUAAAGACAUAAGCAAACAGCUCCGACCUAUUUCGUUAACUCCGGUUCUGUCUAAACUUGCAGAAGAGUUUGUUGUUGAAAACUAUAUCGCUCCAGCAGUGUUGUCGUCAAUUGAUCCUUUUCAAUUUGGUGGCAUCCCUCGAUCAUCUGCUACAAAAGCCUUAAUUUCUAUGGUUCAUGCGUGGACUCAAGCCACAGAUGGAACUGGAAACGCUGUAAGAGUGGUUCUUUUUGAUUAUAAAAAGGCCUUCGACUUGAUUGAUCAUAAGAUCUUAGCCACGAAAAUCAUCCAAUUGCCAAUGCCAAAUUUCAUUAAGCGGUGGGUAAUUGACUUUCUGAUGAACAGGCAACAACGGGUGAAACUUGCAAGAGACUGUAUGUCUGAAUGGAUUGACAUUCCUUCCGGUGUCCCUCAAGGAACCAAAUUGGGACCUUGGUUAUUCAUCCUAAUGAUAAAUGACCUACGCCCCCCACAUCAUGAGCGAUGGAAAUACAUCGAUGAUGCUACGGUAUCUGAAAUCAUUUACAUCAACACACCCAGUAAAAUUCAAGAUACAGUCGAUUGUGUUCAAAAUUGGUCUGUAGAAAACAAGAUGCAAUUAAAUGCCUCCAAGUGCAAGGAACUUGUUAUCAGUUUUACAAAACCUGAGAAAGAAUUUCCGCGCCUUAAGAUCAUCUCAGGCCAAAUCGAGACAGUGAACCACGCAAGAAUCCUAGGUUUGACAAUUUCUAAAGAUCUAAAAUGGAACCAACACAUAACUAACAUAGUUAAGAAGGCGAACAAACGGAUUUAUUUUAUUAUUCAGUUGAAACGUGCUCAUGUACCUGAAGCUGACAUAAUAAAUUUUUACACUACCUGCGUCAGACCAGUCAUGGAAUUCAGCUGUCAAGUUUUCCACUUCGCCCUUCCUUCCUACUUAUCUAAUGCCCUGGAACGGGUUCAAAAGCGUGUUUUAUCAAUCAUCUAUCCACUGACAGGUUAUGCGGAUUGUUUACAAAAAUCGGGCAUCAAACCAUUAAGUGACAGGCGUGUGGAUGCAUGCGAGAAACUGUUUAAUGAAAUCACCACAACACCAGUAGCUAAUAUGCAUAAUCAUGUACCAUCUAGAUACUUUCCAAAUUACGACCUUAGACACUCAAGGUCUUUUGUUGUUCCUCAGACCAAAACGAACAGAUUUAGAAACAGUUUUUUCCCUUCAUCUGCAAGGCAUAUCAAUAAUAUUAACUGACAAUCGAUUCUGAUAUUCAGUUUUAGACUGGCUAACAUUUUUUUAGAAAUUUACUAGUUUCAUAGUUAAUUUGUAAUGUAACUUUAAACUUCUGUAAUAUAGAAUUAUAAAUUGUAAUGUAAUUUUAAACUUCUGUAAAUAUAGAAUAACUAAUUUUAAUAAUUUCUCUUGUAAAAUUUGGCACGCAAUUCAGCCUUAUUGGCUGCUAUGUGUUAAUCUUAUUAAACAAACAAUCUAUCUAUCUAACAUUAUUAUUAUAUUUUUAUGUUUGUAUAUAGUCUUGAACUGGCUCGCGUUAUGGGAGUUACAAAUUGUAAUUAAGUAAAUAUAUCAUUGAAACUAUUGCGUGAAUCGUCCGUUAUUAUUCAAAACUUAUUCAUUGAAAGAACCUCCGUUUACGGUUCUCGAUUGUCGUUGAGACGCCAAUACACAACGCAAGUUAAUAAUACGCACAAACGAGAGACGAUCGAGACAGUACGAAAACUCAGCUUUUUUGCAGAGUUAGGCAUAUCAUUAAUAUAAAGUAAGAAGAGUAAUGGGCCAAGUGUAGAACCUUGUGGUACCCCACAGGUCAUUUCAAGUAGUUCAGAUUCAGUACAGCCUAUUUUCACAUACUGUUUCCUAUUACUUAAGUACACUGUAAAUUACAAGGAGUUGAAUCAAGUCCAAAAGAGUUAUUCUGUCACGAAAAACGGUGACAGAAUGUCACUUUUAGAGUUGAUUCAACUCCUUAAAAUUUACAGUGUAAUUCUUAAACCAUGUUAAAGGCUCCCCUCGAAUACCAUACUUGUCCAUUUUUGCCAAAAGUAUCUCGUGAUUUACGGUAUCGAAUGCUUUAGACAAGUCAAGAAAUAAGCCGCAUACUAUUUGAUUAUUAUCUAAAUAAUUUCUUAGGUUAUCUGUUAUUUCAAGAAUCGCUUGUUCUGUAGAAUAACAUUUUGUAAAUCCAAAUUGGUACUCAUACAAAAUUUUAUAUUUUUCAAUAAAAGAUAUUAAUUGUUCAUACAUAAGCUUUUCUAAUACUUUGCUGAAGGGUGAUAAAAUAGAUAUAGGUCUAUAAUUAAACGGAUCCGUGCAUGUACCAUUUUUAUAAAUAGGAGUAAUUCUCGAUAUUUUUAGAACGUCUGGUACAAUACCUGUUUCAAAUGAUUUAUUAUAGAUAUAAGUGAAAGGUAUUGAGAGUUGUUUCGCAACAAUUUUUAUUAAUGUAUUGGGAAUAUUAAUGCUAGCCUUGUUUGUAUUUAAAUUAGAAAAUAAUUCAGAUAUUUUUGAAGCUCGUACAGGGGAUAAUACAAAACUAGAGCUCGGACAGUUUCGAAUAUAUUUUAUUGGGGAUUCAUUAAUUUUUUCAAUUUUACUAGCCAAAUGUGGGCCAACAUUUGCAAAGUGUUGGUUAAAUUGAUUUGCUAUAUCAAUUUCCUCUGUAUAUACUUUAUUAUUUAUAACUAAUUUAGAUGGAUAUGGUUGGCUUUUAGUUUUCCUUUUUAUUAAUAUUCCUAUUAAUUUCCAUGUUGUUUUUAAGUUAUUUUUACAUUUAUUAAAAUUAUUCAGAUAAUAUUGCCUUUUACUAAGCAUUGUUAUAUAGUUUAAUUUAUUAGCAUAAAGCUUAUAUUGACUUACUUUGCUAAUAUUAUUAGAAUGGAAAUGAGUAUAGAACAUUUUUUGCUUUAUUUUUAUUGAUUUUAGAAUUCCCUUAGUUAUCCAGGGUUUGCCAAGUUGUUUCCUUAAACUUUGGGAAGCUACUUUACAUGGAGCAUGUUUAUUUACAAUUUGAUUAAUCGUAUUUAUAACACUAUUUGUUAUUUCGUUUAAGCAUUUAUCCUCAUCUAUUAAACCAUUCCAGUCAACACUAUUAAUAUCCUCAAUAUAUAGCUCAUUGUUAAAAGUACUAUAAUCUCUAUAUAAUUUUUUAGCUUUAACCCUUUUUAUUCCUGUACUUACAAUAGUAGGUUACCCCCCCCCCCAUAUAGCGACGGAAGUGAUUCAAGCGAAUGACGUCAUCAGGGGGUGUACGUCCGGGCGUACGUACUUAGCGUACGUCCAAGCGUUCGUACUUAGUGUACGUCCAGUUUUAGUAAACAUUACGUAAUUGUAUUGCACAUGUCCUGACCAAGUAUGAGUUCUUCAAGGUCGAAUAAUGUUGACGAAGUUUCGCCUAUGGAAUUUCGGAAGCUAUGCAAUUUGUUAGAGACAAUAUUUGCACAAACUGUUUCUUGCGAGGUUUAUGAGCUUUUCGAAGAGAGGUGUUGUGGUUGUAAACUAAAUCGCUUUAGUCAGAGUGAGUGUCUUAUGUUAUCGUAUGAGGAGAGAUCGCAGAUGUAUGAUUUGGAAGCCAUAGAGCGAGUUAGCAAAAAAGACGUGGUAUGGAAUAAGUUUGUUGAGGUGACCAAAGUUUUAGAGCUUCAGUGGGAUGAAAACGUGUUUGAAUAUUGGAAUCAAUUGAGGAGAGACCCCAUGUAUGUUAAAUCAAUGAUGAGUUUGGAGAACAGUGAGAUGCUGAGUAUUCUAGACCAACUUUCUAACUGCAAAGAGGAUUGUUGUGAUGACCCACUUGAACCUGGGGCUAUGGUCUUUUUCUCAAUGCCCCCUAGUUUUAAGUAUACUGUGAAAGCGACAGGCGAGCAAUUUAGAAGUCAUGAAGAAGAUCAUCAUAAAGCAUAUGUGGAAUAUUUGAGAAGUAAACUUUGAGAUUCAGUGUAAAUAUGUUAAUAAUCGAGUUUCGUUUUUAUUCUUUUUAUAAAUUUGGUGGUUCUUAAAAGAACCGGUGUUUUGGGUUUGUCUUUACUGUUGCAGCCACAUCGCAAAAGCCUCUACUUCCACUUUUGCGCAGUGUUGGUAAGCGUUGCUUUCCAGGUGAUUCCCGCAGGUUUCUAACCAGAUCAAUUGAUCAAAUAGUUUUUCAGCUUUGGGACAAUUAAAGCAUUCCAAAUUUACGGCCGGAAUACGGAGACUCGCCAGCAAAUCCCUUUCGUAAUGUCCGCCUUUGAAGGCAAUUGAAGAGUUUGAAUCUAUCUGUAUUUCACGGUAGAAAUUCUCUACAAUUGCCUGCAAGUCCGAAAUUUGAAAUGCUUUAGUGCCCCGUGGCACUCCAAACGGGAGUCUAUGUAUAUUCUUCUGGACGAAGUUACACGUUCUCUUGUCUUUGUCGUUGAGCUCGUUCCAGUGUAAGCCAAUAUCGAAAAAGAACGACGAGGCUUCAGAGUCUCCGACCUUUAUGACUCCCAACUCCUUACAGAAAAAUUUCUUUCCAAUUUGAAAUCCGUCCAUGUCAAGGAUCCCGACGAUGUCUGCUUUACACUGCAUGUUGACUGAUUGAUUGUGAUGUGAGUUAUUCGGCCGCUUUUUAUUUGAAUGUCAAUAACAACGUACGAACAGUUUUGUACGAACAGAGCCGUACGUACGCUUUGUAGUGCGUGCGCUUUAUUGCACGAAUAAUUAGUACUUAGGACACUGUGCGUGAGAAACUUUUAUGUAUAAACGUUGAAUAUAUUGUGUAUAACGUUAUACAUUGUUUAUUGAUGUAAGGUUGUUACUUUAAGAAAUAAAUUGUUUAAAGCAUAAUUUUGUGUAUUAGUUUAUGCGUGAAUUAGAUUGUUUAUUGUGAUUUAUUCGGCCGCUUUUUACUUGAAUGUCAAUAACAACGAACAAACAGUUUUGUACGCCGAACAAUUGAGUGCGAACAGAGCCGUACGUACGCUUUGUAGUGCGUACGCUUUAUUGCACGAAUAAUUAGUACUUAGGACAUUGUGCGUGAGACACUUUUAUGUGUAAACGUUUAAUAUAUUGUGUAUAGUGUUAUACAUUGUUUAUUGAUGUAAGGUUGUUACUUUAAGAAAUAAAUUAAAGCAUAAUUUUGUGUAUUAGUUUAUGCCUGAAUUAGAUAGUUUAAAACAUUAAUUUGUGUUCUUGCGUGCGAUAUAACUGUCGCGUUGGUACAAAGGUUAAUCCAUGUGUUAAUUGAUGCGUGUAGUCAACCAGGACGCUGUAGCUUUGGCAAUAAUAUUUUGCUCUUAAAAUCAGUAGGAAAACGUGUUACUCCUUUAUCUCCGUUUUGAGCACGCAGCGAAACAUUUUUGAAACUUAGGAAACGGAUCAAGCACCGACUCUUCAUGAACUUGGGGAGUUCAGGCUUUUGCUUUGAGGCUAUAUAAAUUUUGUUUAAAGCAUAACUUUCUGUGUUAGUUUAUGUGUGAAUUUUAGGAUGUUUAAAACACUGUGUGUUAGUGUAUGCGUGUGUCUUAGCGAUGUAAAUCCAGAGGGAGCGUGCAUGUAUACAAGAUGUGAAUGCAUGAACAUCGAGUUUCGUACAAUAUUCUUUUUGUAAAAGUAGUGGCUCUUAAAAGAGCCGAUGUUUUUACUUCUUCUUUUUACCAUUCAAACCCUGUGAAGUCAACAUCUAGAAGAUCAUCAAUAUCUACCACUGCCCAGCUGCUCGUCUCCGGUUGUUUCUCUUCGACCACUGACUCUAUGGCUGUUUCCUCUUGCUCACGACGCUGCCGUUUUGCUUUGAAUUCUUGCACUAGUGGCAUGUUAUUUUGAGUGGCAUACUCAUAGAAUUCCUUAUAUCUUUCGAAUUCACUUUUUCUUUUCCUACGAUUCCUUCGUGAGCGCUCGGCUUCUUUUUGUUUCUUCUCCAUGGCAAGUACUAGCCUUAAUGCCCUGUUCGUUCUCUUUAAUUGAUUCAAGGCACUAAUUGAGUUUUCUUCCUGUUUGUGCCCCCGCGCAGUGUGGCGUCGCACGGAAAGGUCGCACGCAAAUUGAGGUCGUACGCGUACGAACAUGAUGUGUGCGUGAUUCAACUCGCUUUACACUACGUUUAGGGGGGCCCGCUGUACACUAGGUUUAUCGUCAAUAAACAUCAAGUAUAAAUCGGCUCGAAAAAUAUAGCUUGACGUACUCUUUACACUGCUUUCACAGAGAAAACAUCACCAAGUAUUUGAUCUAUUAGUAUGAAUGUGACUGAGAAAAUUAGCGAAGCCCAAACCGUGGCUGAGCUCACGGCUUUGGAAAGUCUACAUACUUUAAAUGAAUUUGAGCGGGACUUAGUAUUCGAGAGAAAAAUCGAAAUUAUUAGCCGUUUGCUAGAAUGGGGAGCGGAAAACGAACGAGUUGGGCUUACUGCAAACCUUUCGGAUUCUUGGACGCCGGAGCAGAGACAACAGUUUAUGAUGGAUUGGCAAGACGACGAGCCUUUGCUGCAGAACGAGCGAUUAGGACUCGCCUCGGGCUUGAUGAAUUCUUGGACAGUUGAACAACGAGAGAAUUUUAUGACGGAUUGGCAGGACGAUGAACCCUUAUUACAAGUUGGUCGAGGACAGAAAAGAUCCAACGAUGAAGGGAAUGACGGUGCAGGAACAUCUGAACAGGUUAGCGAUAACUUUUUUACCGUAUCGAAUGUUAAGCAAGUUAAAGUGAAAAAGUUCAGCACGACUGGUAUGGAUUAUACAGUUCAAAUUAUGGACACGUUUGCUCAUUUGGAACUUUCUCAAUACCACGACCGUCUUCAUGAAAUAUUUGAAAGUUUAUUGAAUACCGUCACGCAAGAUAUUCCUAUGCAAGAUCAAGUUCGUUUUGUGUUGCGAUCGCCUCAACUAGAAACCCCUAUUUCUCUUCCUUUCUUGCCUCGUCAACGUCUUACAACUGAGCGGAUUUUAGCUGAAAUUGAGCGUGUGAUUCAAUCUAAUCAUGAAUUUCGUUUGAAUGAUAGUGUCAAUGUCAAUUUAAUUCAUGUUGAAAUGCCCAAUGGCGGUACGGGUACGAAGCGAAGUGAAAUUAACUUGGAAAAGCACUUGAUUAACAAAAGAUCAAUUAUGCGCAUUCAAAAUAAGGACGACAUUUGUUUAGCUAGGGCGUUAGUCGUCUCCAUAGCCAAAAUUGAAAACGAUAGUCGGUAUUAUCAUAUAAAAGAUUAUCGGAAACCACUGCAAGCACGUUUAGCUCGAGAUUUGCACCAAAAAGCCGGGGUUGAAAUAGGUUCUUGCGGUUUAGAUGAAGUCAAACUUUUUCAAACGUAUUUAUCGGAUUAUCAACUCAAUAUCGUUUCAAAAGAACAUCAAAAUUCUAUAAUUUUUUCCGGUCCCGAAAAAGACAAAAUGAUUUAUUUGUUUUUGCAUGACAAUCACUAUGAUGUGAUUACGAGUAUGCCGGCCUUUUUUGUCAGAAAACGCUAUUGUCACACCUGUAAGAAAGGAUAUGAUAAAGUUAUUGAUCAUUUAUGUUCUGACUUUUGUAAAUUGUGUCGUUUUCCAAAUUGUCCAAUUGUUUCGUGGAUUGGCUGUGUUGAUUGUAAGCGAAAUUUUAAAAGUGAGGCUUGUUUGAAUAGGCAUAAGGAAACCAUUGGAAACGCUAAGUCUGUUUGUGCUUCAUUAGUUAAAUGUUCAAAGUGUCAAAAGAUUGUAAAACGGAAUAGGAUGAGGCCUGAAUUGCAUAACUGCGGACUUGUUUGUUGCGCUGUGUGUAGCAAGUACGUCCACGCCGAGAAUCAUCAGUGUUAUAUGCAACCUGUGAAAGAGAGAAACGCAACUGUCAGCGAGGACACUGACCUUCUCGACACCGAAGCCGAUGAAAACGAUUCCCCUAAAAGUGGUUAUGACCAGUUACUGUUUUUUGAUUUCGAGUGUCGCCAGGAGAACGGUAAUCACGAACCCAAUUUGUGCGUGAUUCAAAACGAGGCCGGUGACGAGUGGGUGUUUGAAGGGGACAAUACGCGCAAUGACUUUUGUGAAUGGUUGUUUACAAAGGAGCAUGCAGGGUGUAUCGUUUUGGCACACAACUUCCAAGGUUAUGACAGCUAUUUCAUUCUCCAGUAUUUACAUCAGAACGGCGUAAUUCCCGAUGUGAUUAUGCGAGGUGCAAAGGUCCUUACGUUAUCGGUGCCAAUGUUUAACAUUAAAUUCAUUGACUCGUUAAGCUUCAUACCUAUGAGACUGGCUGACUUCCCCACAACCUUUGGACUGGACGAACUUGCAAAAGGAUACUUCCCUCAUUUGUUCAACAGAAAGGAGAACGAGAAUUAUGUUGGACCCAUACCCCCGAGUCCAUUUUACAAUCCUGGUAGCAUGAGUCCUGAAGAGAAGGAAAAGUUCAUGGCAUGGCAUAAGAAGUUGAAAGAGGAGAAUUACGUGUUUGAUUUCCAGCAAGAAAUUCUAGGUUAUUGUCGGUCUGAUGUGGAUAUCCUUCGCCGCUGUUGCCUUGAAUUUCGCGAAAUGUUUCGUGAUAUUACAGGUAUCGACCCGUUUGAGAAAUGCUUAACUAUUGCAUCGGCCUGUAACCUUGUGUUCCGAACAAAUUUCCUCCAAGAAAACACCAUAGCCAUCAUUCCCCCUCACGGUUAUCGUCCCAAAGACAAGCAAUCCCUCUUGGCUUUGAAAUGGCUUUCAUAUAAAGCUGAAAAAGAAGACAUCCACAUUCAGCAUGCACGUAAUGCAGGAGAGAAACGUGUUGGCAAUUACCUACUGGAUGGCUAUCACGAAGAGUCCAACACGGCCUACGAAAUCAAUGGGUGCUUCUGGCACGGUAAGUUAACUUGAAAGAAUGGGUUCCUCGUAUAAACACUACAAGCAGAAAUAGUAUUGUUUAUUUAUUUAUUUAUUUAUUUUUUUAUUUUUUUUUUACAGGGUGUUUGAAAUGCUAUGCUCGCGACACAAUAAAUUCAGUCAAUGGUAAAACGAUGCAAGAUCUUCAUCAAACUACAGUGGAGAAGAACAGUUACCUGAAAGAUCAUGGUUUUGUGGUGAUUGAAGUUUGGGAAUGCGAUAUUAAGAAAGAACUGGAACAAGAUCAAGAUAUGAAGGCUUACUUCGAUAGCUACGAUCUGGUCGAACCUUUGGAACCGCGUGAUGGCUUCUUUGGUGGGCGUACCAACGCCGCAAAGCUGUUCCAUGAGUGUAAAGAUGGUGAGAAAAUAAGGUAAAAUGUAGCAAAAAUGAUAGGAACGAUUAUGACGUCAGAGCAAAUAUAUUGAUGACGUCAUUUUUUUUCACUUAGGUAUGUGGAUUUUACGAGUCUUUACCCAUGGUGCAACAAAAUGACGCGGACAGUUGUUGGCCAUCCCCGCAUCAUCACAGAAAAUUUUGAUGACAUUUCGACCUAUUUUGGCAUGAUCAAGUGUACCGUUCUACCCCCUCGUGGUCUUUUCCAUCCAGUCUUACCUUAUCGAACUCAGGGCAAGUUGAUGUUCCCCCUCUGCAAGUUGUGUGCCGAUACGUGUAAUCAGACCUCAUGUACCCAUUCCGACAACGAAAGAGCCAUUCAAGGAACGUGGUGUAGCGUAGAGUUGGAGAAAGCAUUGGAGAAAGGCUACCAAGUCCUGCAACUCCACGAGGUAUGGCAUUUCCCUCAACAAUCGGAUGAAUUGUUCAAAGACUACGUGAAUACAUUCCUUAAAAUCAAACAAGAGGCCAGUGGUUACCCAAAGGACUGUACUACGGAAGAGAAGAAACAGCAGUACGUAGAAGAGUACUUGGAACGGGAAGGAAUCCAGUUGGUUCCAGCCAAGAUUGAGUAUAAUCCUGGGUUGCGUGCCUUGGCAAAGCUGAUGCUGAACUCAUUUUGGGGUAAGUUUUAACCACUCUACGAUAACACUAGGCGCAACGUUUGCACAUGGCACUUAAUAUCGUUCAUAUCUUUUUUAGGCAAAUUUGCGCAACGACCGAACAUGACCAAAGUGGAACUGAUCAGUGACGUGCAAAAGUUUCUCGACUAUCUGACGUCCGACGAAAUCAACGUGCUCGACGCAAAUUUCGUGAGUGAAGAAGUGAUCGAGAUCCACUACGAAAACAACGAAAAUUUCAUAGCGUCAAAUUCCAAAACGAAUGUGGUCAUCGCUGCUUUUACCACCGCCUAUGCCCGACUCAAAUUGUACGAUGUGCUGGAUCAACUGAAUGAAAGAGUGUUGUACUAUGAUACGGAUUCGGUGAUAUUUGUCAGCAAACCAGGUGAAUCAGAGCCCCCGUUGGGUCCUUAUCUCGGUCAACUCACGGAUGAAUUAAAAGAAGGGCAUAUUACAACCUUCAUAUCGGGAGGACCUAAAAAUUACUGUUAUCGGACCAGUUGCAACAAAGUAGAAACAAAGAUACGCGGAAUCACAUUGAACUGCACUGCAAAACAAAAAGUGAACUUUGACGUCAUUCGCUCAUUGGUGUUUCUCUAUGCAAAAUGUAAUGUCAAGGGACAAGUAACCGUUGAUAUCCCGUUCAGGAUAACUCGGGACACAAAGACAAAAAACAUUGAAACAAAAAGAAUGAAAAAGGACUACCGUAUUGUAUAUAACAAACGUGUAAUUAUUGAUGAUUAUAAAACAUUACCCUAUGGGUAUUAACUUUGUAAAUAACAUAAACAGUUUGAAAUAAAUAUUUUAACAAGGUCGUUUGAUCUCAAAGUUAAUUUCUGAUGUUCAGUUUGUGAUAGUGAUCCAGAUUCACCCCCGUUUCUUCUUCCAGUGUCGCGACUUGCUUUUCAUUUUUUCUAGCCAAAUCCCACAUCAAAAUUUCCUUAGCGUUCAUAUGAUAGGUAAAGUUGUUCCCCUGAGGGGCCCGAGGUACUGUUACACCCGUUAAUGUUUCCAAUAUGAUUUGCGUCAACAUGAUUGAGUGCAAUGUCGGAUUGUCAAUAAGCGUUGCGGGUAUCGUAUUCUUCUCUAUCAAAAGCUUCAUCAAAUCCAAAGUUGCCAAAUUUCCAUCUUGCGUUAAGAAUUUGUCCGAAAGCCAAUGAGUUACGAUGUCUCUCCAAGCCAUGUUGCUUCUAACAAAUGCUUGUUUGAUCUGAUCAAAAAUUUUAAAAGGUACUGAGUUUUUAUAGAUCUGGUUCACAUGACAAUUUGCAUAGUGUCGACGCUAUACGUUUUUAUAGGUUACAAUAACUGAAAGAUCUCGUGUUUCAACGCCCGUCUGUGUUCCACGCAAAAAACGGUUUUCCAAUUGUCCGCAUUAUACUUGAUCAAUUCGUGCACUUUCAUUUUGCUCAAACUUAAUUCUAGUAAAAGCUUCAAUGACUUUCGUUUCCGAAGCCUUUUCCAAAGCAUAGUCAAAGUACAAACAUAAUAGUUCAUCCCUUUCCAUCGUAAGACAUUGAUGAUGCGUUUGGGACAGAUGCUCUGUCAUGCAUCCGUUACAAUUUUCAACAACGAGCUGGGAGAUGAUAGGAGCUAUUUCUUCAGCCGAAAUUUUCAAAAGUUUCUUUACGACAAGUUUUUGGCGAAGAUGGAGAACUAAUUCCAUAUUAUCAAUGUCGAUAGACUCAGCACGAAACAUGUUUGAUCUUCACUUGACUGUUGACUGUUUCUUUUAAGUGCAAAACGUUUAAAGUCGGACGUACCUAUAAAAGUCUUUUCAUAAUAGACACACUGCCAGCAAAAAUCCGAAGAUUAACAAAGAUCAUAAUAAACAGAAAAUGUUUAGAAUCGGUAUAAGUGUUGGACGAAAUGAUCUCAAUGUUGAGGGACAUUUACAGGCGGGAUACAGCAGUAAAACGAUUAAAAACUACAAACCUGUUGAAAAUACUUUAACAAGGGACAAACCCCUUGAAAAUACGUUGCCAAAGGAUGAUAGCAUUCAAAACGUUGAAGAAUAAAGCAAAUCCUUCAUUUCACGUGUGAACAUGGACGAAUACCUAUCUAGAGUCUAUUACGAUCCAAAACGUCCUGGAGGAUUUGGCGGAGUGGAUCGUUUGUAUGAUGACGUCAAAAAGGAAGGAAAGUUUGCGAUAAGUCGUAAGAAAAUUAAUGAAUGGCUGAUGAAACAGGAUGCGUAUACGUUACAUAAAUCUAUGCGUCGUCACUUCAGACGAAAUCGCGUCAUCGUAGGCGGUAUCGAUCAGCAAUGGCAAAUGGAUCUGGCAGACAUGCAGUCCAUGCAAAAAUUUAAUGACGGUUACCGUUAUCUGCUCGUGUGCAUCGAUGUCUUUUCCAAAUAUGCAUGGGUAGUCCCGUUGAAAAACAAAACGGGUCCAACACUGGUCGAAGCUUUCAAAGUCAUUUUGGCGUCUGGACGCAAACCCGAAAAGAUCAUGACCGAUCAAGGAACAGAGUUUUUAAACAAACAUUUUCGAGCGUUGAUGAAAGAAGAAGACAUCGAGCUGUACAAUACGUACAACGAAACGAAAGCUUCUAUCGUAGAACGUCUCAUUCGUACUCUGAAGACUAAAAUGUGGCGUUAUUUUACGGCCAAGAAAACCAUGAGAUACGUGGACAUGUUACCCGAUUUGGUCUAUUCCUACAAUCAUAGUGUUCACCGUAGCAUAAAGACAAAACCCGCGGAAGUAACUACUGAAAACGAAAAGAAAGUGUGGCACACUCUGUAUGAUCAUGACGCCGUGAGAAAUGUAAAGUACAAGUUUAAAAUUGGUGAUCAAGUUACAAUUAGCAAGAUGAAACGAACGUUCGAAAAAGGGUACUUGCCCAAUUUCUCAAAAGAGAUCUUUAUUAUAAGCAAGCAAAUACCUCGCGAUCCUCCAGUGUACAAACUAAAGGAUCUGGACGGUGAAGAACUCAAAGGAACGUUUUACGAACAAGAGCUGCAAAAGGUGAUCAAAGAAGAUGACGUAUACGAAAUUGAGAAAAUCUUGAAGAAACGUGGACGUGGCAAUAACGUACAUUAUCUUGUAAAAUGGUUAGGGUACCCAAAUAAAUUUAAUUCAUGGGUAUCUGCUUCUGAAAUAAAUACGAUUUAA
This is a messenger RNA of Paramuricea clavata, 31436 nucleotides long. The record is from the annotation of a GenBank genome assembly. NCBI's taxonomy places the organism in Eukaryota, Metazoa, Cnidaria, Anthozoa, Malacalcyonacea, Plexauridae.